UCCCUCUUGGGUUCUCCAGCCAUGAGGCUCCUUUGGGGGCUGAUCUGGGUGUCCAGCUUCUUUGCCUUGUCCCUGCAGAAGCCCAGGUUGCUCCUGUUUUCUCCUUCUGUGGUUCACCUGGGGGUUCCUCUGUCCGUGGGGCUGCAGCUCCAGGAUGCUCCCCAGGGACAGGUAGUGACAGGAUCAGUGUUCCUGAGAAACCCAUACGACUUGAAAGCACUCUGCUCCCCACAGGUGGACUUCAUCCUCAGCUCAGAAAAAGACUUCAUGCUCCUUAGCCUCCAGAUCUCCCCGAAAGAUGCAGAGAGCUGUGGCCUCUACCUCCUCCUUGGUGGCCCUGAGGUCCAGCUAGUGGCCAAGUCACCAUGGCUGAAGAAUUCUCUGUCCAGAAACACAGACACUCAGGGUGUCAACCUGUUCUUCUCCUCUCGCCGGGGGCAUCUCUUUCUGCAGACUGACCAGCCCAUUUAUAACCCUGGCCAGCGGGUUCGGUACCGAAUCUUUGCUCUGGAUCAAAACAUGCGCCCAUCCACUGACACCCUUACAGUCAUGGUAGAGAACUCUCAUGGCCUCCUCGUGCGGAAGAAGGAAGUAUACACUCCCUCCUCCAUCUUCCAGGAUGACUUUGUGAUUCCCGAUAUCUCAGAGCCAGGGACAUGGAGGAUCUCAGCCCGGUUCUCAGAUGGCCGAGAAUCUAACAGCAGCACCCAGUUUGAGGUGAAGAAGUAUGUCCUUCCCAACUUUGAGGUGAGGAUUUUUCCUGGAAAGCCCUAUAUCCUGACAGCACCUGGCUUUCUUGAUGAAAUCCAAUUAGACGUCCAGGCCAGGUACAUCUAUGGGAAGCCAGUGCAAGGGGUGGCAUAUGUGCGCUUUGGGCUCCUGGGUGAGGAUGGUGAUAAGACUUUCCUCCGGGGGCUGGAGAGUCAGAUCAAGCUGGUAGAUGGCCAGUGCCAUAUUUCCCUCUCAAAGGCUGAGAUUCAGGGUGCCCUUGAGAAGCUUAAUGUCAAUGUUGCUGACCUCCCUGGGCUGCGCCUCUAUGUUGCUGCUGCCAUCAUUGAGUCUCCAGGGGGAGAGAUGGAGGAGGCAGAGCUCACAUCUUGGCGUUUUGUGUCAUCUCCCUUCUCCUUGGAUCUUAGCAACACCAAGCAACACCUUGUGCCUGGGGCCCCCUUCCUGCUGCAGGCCUUGGUCCGAGAUGUAUCUGGCUCCCCAGCUUCUGGCGUUCCUGUCAAAGUUUCUGCCACGUUAUCUUUUCCUGGAUCUGCUUCUAGAAUCCAGAACUUUGAACGAAACACAGAUGGGAGUGGCCACGUCCUCAUUCCCAUUGCUACCUUUCCGACCAUCUCAGAAGUGGAGCUCUUGGUAUCUGCAGGCUCCUCUCAUCCAGCCAUAGGCAGGCUCACUGCGAGAGCCCCACCCCCUGGUUCCCCGUUCCUGUCCAUUGUUCGGCCAGAUCCUCGACCCCCUCGUGUUGGGGACACUCUCAACCUGAACCUGCAAGCUAUGGGCGUCAGUGGGGACAGCUUCUCUUAUUACUACUACAUGAUCCUAUCCCGGGGCCGGAUCAUGUCUGUGAAUCGAGAGCCCAAGAGGGAACUGACCUCAGUCUCCGUGUUUGUGGACCAUCACUUGGUACCCUCCUUCUACUUUGUGGCCUUCUACUAUCAUGGGGGCAUCCCGGUGGCCAACUCUCUUCGAGUGGACGUCCAGGCAGGGACCUGUGAGGGCAAGCUGGAGCUGAAUGUGGACAGCAGCAAGCCGUAUCAUCCUGGGGAUCCUGUGAAGCUCCACCUGCAAACAGAUUCUCGAGCCCUAGUGGCACUGGGAGCUGUGGACAUGGCUCUGUAUGCUGUCGGUGGGAGGUCCCACAAACCCCUCGACAUGGGCAAGGUCUUCGAAGUUAUGAACAGCUAUGACCUUGGCUGUGGUCCUGGAGGUGGGGCCAAUGCCCGUCAGGUGUUUGAGGCAGCUGGUCUGGCCUUUUCUGAUGGAGACAUACUGACCUCAGUCAGAAAGAGUAUGAGCUGUCCCAAGAAGAAGAAAGCCCGGAAAAAGAGAAACGUGAACUUCCAAAAGGCGAUUCACGAGAAGUUGGGCGAGUAUGCUUCCCAGGUAGCCAGGCGCUGCUGCCAGGAUGGCCUGACGCAGCUGCCCAUGCGGCGCUCCUGUGAGCAGCGGGCCGCUCGUGUGCAGCAGCCGGGCUGCCAGGAGCCCUUCCUGUCCUGCUGCCGGUUUGCUGAGGACCUACGCAAGAAGUCCCACUCCAGGGGUCAGGUGGGCUUUGCCCGAGCCUUACAGGCCCUGCAGGAGGAGGACCUGAUCGAUGAAGAUGACAUUCCUGUGCGCAGCUUCUUCCCGGAGAACUGGCUCUGGAGAGUGGAAACCGUGGACCGCUUCCACCAAUUGUCACAGGUGCUUCCUGACUCUCUGACCACGUGGGAGAUCCAUGGUGUGAGCUUGUCUGAAAGCACAGGCCUGUGUGUGGCCACACCGGCCCAGGUCCGAGUGUUCCGUGAAUUCCACCUACACCUCCGCCUGCCCAUCUCUGUCCGCCGCUUUGAGCAGCUGGAGCUGCGGCCUGUCCUCUACAACUACCUGGAUAGAAAUCUGACCGUGAGCGUCCAUGUGACCCCAGUGGAGGGGCUGUGCCUGGCUGGAGGUGGAGGGCUGGCCCAGAGUGUACUGGUACCUGCGAGCUCUGCCCGGCCUGUUGGCUUCUCUGUGGUGCCCAUGGCUGCUGCUGCUGUGCCCCUGAAGGUGGUGGCUCGAGGGUCCUUGGAGUUCCCUGUCGGGGACGCAGUGUCUAAGGUUCUACAAAUUCAGAAGGAAGGGGCCAUCCACACGGAGGAGAUGGUCUAUGAACUCAAUCCCCUGGACCACCGAGGCCGGAGCUUGGAGAUUCCUGGCAACACUGAUCCCAAUAUCAUUCCUGAUGGAGAUUUCAGCAGCUUUGUCAGGGUUACAGCCUCAGAUCCACUGGACACUUUGGGCUCGGAGGGGGCCUUGUCACCAGGAGGCCUUGCCUCCCUCCUGAGAGUUCCCACUGGCUGUGGGGAACAAACCAUGGUCCUCUUGGCUCCAACACUGGCUGCUUCCCGCUACCUGGACAAGACAGAGCAGUGGAGUACACUGCCCCCUGAGACCAAGGACCGUGCUGUGGAUCUGAUCCAGAGAGGCUACAUCCGGAUCCAGCAGUUUCGGAAGACAAAUGGCUCCUAUGGGGCUUGGUUACAUCGGGACAGCAGCACCUGGCUCACCGCUUUUGUGCUGAAGGUACUGAGUUUGGCCCAGGAGCAGGUGGGCGGCUCAUCUGAAAAGCUGCAGGAGACGGCCAGGUGGCUGCUGUCCCAGCAGCAGGCUGACGGUUCAUUCCAGGACCCCUGUCCGGUUAUACACAGGGGCAUGCAGGGGGGCUUGGUAGGAAAUGAUGAGACUGUGGCACUUACGGCCUUUGUGGUCAUCGCCCUUCAGCAUGGGCUGGCCGUCUUCCAGGAAGACAAUGCAGAACAGUUGAAGCAGAAAGUGCAAACCUCCAUCUCAAAAGCAAAUUCCUUCUUGGGAGAGAGAGCAAGUGCUGGGACCCUGGGUGCCCACGCAGCUGCCAUCACAGCCUAUGCCCUGACUCUCACCAAUGCGCCCAAGGACCUGCAGCGUGUUGCCCACAACAAUCUCAUGACCAUGGCCCAGAAGACCGGAGAUAACGUGUACUGGGGCUCAGUCACUGGUUCUCAACACAAUGUCAUCCCACCCACCCUGGCUCCUCGAAGCCCGGCAGACCCUGUGCCCCAGGCCCCAGCCCUGUGGAUUGAAACCACAGCCUACGGCCUGCUCCAUCUCCUGCUUCAGGAGGGCAAGUCAGAGACAGCUGACCAUGCUGCAGCUUGGCUUACUCACCAGGGCAGCUUCCAAGGGGGAUUCCGCAGCACCCAGGACACGGUGAUAGCCUUGGAUGCUCUGUCUGCCUACUGGAUUGCGUCCCACACCACAGAAGAGAGGGAGCUCAACGUGACUCUCAGCUCCAUUGGCCGCAAUGGGUUCAAGUCCCAUGAGCUGCAGCUGAAUAACCACCAAGUUCAGGGCCUAGAGGAGGAGCUGCAGUUUUCCUUGGGCAGCACAAUUAAAGUGAAGGUGGGAGGAAACAGUAAAGGGACCUUGAAGAUCCUUCGUACCUACAAUGUCCUGGACAUGAAGAACACGACGUGUGAGGAUCUUCACAUUGAAGUUACGGUCAUGGGCCAUGUCGAGUACACAAUGGAAGCAAAUGAGGACUAUGAAGACUAUGUGUAUGAUGAGCUUCCAGCUAAGGAUGACCCAGACACCAGUUCCCAGACUGUGACGCCCCUGCAGCUGUUUGAGAGACGGCGGAGCCGCCGUAGACGGGAGGCACCCAAGGUGGCUGAUGAACAGGAGUCCAGAGUGCAGUACACCGUGUGCGUCUGGCGGAAAGACAAGGUGGGGCUGUCAGGCAUGGCCAUUGCUGAUAUCACCCUCCUGAGUGGAUUCAACGCCCUGCGUGCUGACCUGGAGAAGCUCACCUCCCUCUCUGAUCGUUACGUGAGUCAUUUCGAGACUGAAGGGCCUCACGUCCUGCUGUACUUUGACUCGGUCCCCACCUCCCGGGAAUGCGUGGGCUUCGGAGCCGUGCAGGAGGUGGCUGUGGGGCUAGUACAGCCGGCCAGUGCAGCCCUAUAUGAUUUCUACAACCCCGAGCACAAAUGUUCUAUCUUCUAUGGGGCACCCACCAAGAGCAAACUCUUGUCCACGUUGUGCUCUGCGGACGUCUGCCAGUGUGCUGAGGGGAAGUGUCCUAGACAGCGUCGCGCCCUGGAGCGGGGCCUGCUGGAAGAGGCCGGGUACAGAAUGAAGUUUGCCUGCUACUACCCCCGAGUGCAGUACGGCUUCCAGGUUAAGGUCCUCCGAGAAGAUGGCAGAGCCGCCUUUCGCCUCUUCGAGACCAGAAUCAUCCAAGUCCUGCACUUCACCAAGGACACCAGGGCCACUGCUGGUCAGACCCGAAACUUCCUGGUUCGAGCCGCCUGCCGCCUUCGCUUGGAACCUGGGAAAGAAUAUUUGAUCCUGGGCCUGGACGGGGCUACCUAUGACCUCAAGGGAGACCCCCAGUACCUGCUGGACUCGAAUAGCUGGGUGGAGGAGCUGCCCUCUGAACGCCUGUGCCGGAGCACCCGCCACCGGGAAGCCUGCGCCCAGCUCGAUGACUUCCUUCAGGAGUACGGCUCUCAAGGGUGCCAGGUGUAAGGCACAGGAGGAGCCUGCGCCAGGGAAGGGAGAUGCCUGGAUUGGAGCUGUGCCCUGGCUCCUGGAGAUGGCCCCUGGGCAGAACCAGGGGCUCAAUAAAGGUCUUUGGCAGCACAGUG
This is a messenger RNA of Suricata suricatta (meerkat), 5375 nucleotides long. RefSeq names its product complement C4-A-like. Gene Ontology annotation, biological process: inflammatory response; complement activation. Gene Ontology annotation, molecular function: protein binding; endopeptidase inhibitor activity. The coding region runs from base 22 to 5256 and encodes 1744 amino acids. Gene Ontology annotation, cellular component: extracellular region. Lineage: Eukaryota; Metazoa; Chordata; Mammalia; Carnivora; Herpestidae. The record is from RefSeq and is a predicted model, not a curated record. The transcript is spliced from 41 exons.